Messenger RNA from Sinocyclocheilus grahami, 1285 nucleotides. It is a transcript of the gene wdr74, whose product is annotated as WD repeat domain 74. Gene Ontology annotation, cellular component: preribosome, large subunit precursor; nucleolus. Bases 134 to 1279 code for a protein of 381 amino acids. The transcript has 10 exons. NCBI's taxonomy places the organism in Eukaryota, Metazoa, Chordata, Actinopteri, Cypriniformes, Cyprinidae. Gene Ontology annotation, molecular function: protein binding. Gene Ontology annotation, biological process: ribosomal large subunit biogenesis. The record is from RefSeq and is a predicted model, not a curated record.
CCCAGUCUUAGUGGGGGACGGAACCAAAAGUCCUUAGGUUGCGCGUUACAGCCGGACGUAGUUGUGUGCGACAGUAACGUGGAGAUCUGUUUUUAUUAAGUCAGUAACUCCAAAAUCACUCGUUUUCUUUCAAAUGGCUGCAAAUAGCCAAAUAUGCUCAAUAUGGCUUGGAUCCGAGACUGGAAUAUUAAAAGGGGUAAGUUUAACCAAAAAGCAGGCGUUUAACUUUUGUGAGAUGAGCUGCAUGAGUCGGGAUCAGGAGGUUUGUGUGAUGGCAUGGGGAGACCCUCACGAAUCAGAGGUGUUAGUGGGCAGUGUGAACGGCACUGUGAAAACUUUCAGCACAGAUAAGGGAAUCUUCACAGCGACCAGAGAGUGUGGAGAUCCUUCACAGGGCAGGUUCACAGGACUGGCUGUCACUGACAGUUCUGUGAUUACAUGUGUGGAGUCAGGACUGCUGAAGGUGUGGAAGGAAGGAAGUACAGAAACCGCUGAGGUAAAUGUUGGAAAUGGAAUAUGCAGAAUGCAACAGAACCAAUCAAAGCGGCAUUGUGUGGCUACAGGGGGUAAAGAGAACCCGCUGAAAGUCUGGGAUCUGGAGAGACCAGAUAAGCCAAUAUUCACAGCCAAAAAUGUAGCUCAUGACUGGUUGGAUAUGCGAGUGCCCGUGUGGGUGAGAGACAUUGGCUUUAUCCCAGAUUCAGAUAAAAUAGUCACAUGCACUGGACACCAUCAGGUGCGUGUGUAUGACCCCUCGACGCCUCAGAGAAGGCCAGUGUUGGAGGCUCGGUUUGGAGAGUACCCGCUCACAGCACUCUCUGUUCCUGCCAACCAGGGCACAGUGGUCGUGGGCAACACUCAUGGGGAGCUCGCCAUCCUUGACCUCCGGAAAGGGCUUGUGUGUGGGUGUCUUAAGGGUCUGGCGGGGGCAGUGCGUGGGUUGCAGUGCCAUCCUUCCCUCCCAUUGGUGGCCUCUUGUGGUUUAGAUCGUUUUCUGAGAGUACACAGCCUGAAAGACCAUUCCUUACAGCACAAGGUAUAUCUGAAGUCACGACUCAAUUGUGUUCUGCUGUCUAGCAGAGAACUGGAGUCCUCAAAUGCUGAUUUUAGUGGAGACGUAGAAGAGGUGAAAGCAGAGGAAGAGGAGGAUGAGGUUUGGGAUACCAUGGAAACGGUGAAGGAGAAGGCAAAAAAGAGGGCCGCACAGAAAGACGAAGCACCUGUUACUGGAGUAGAUGGGAAAAAAGAAAAGAAAACUAGUAAAAAAAAAAAAAAGUGAUGUAAA